Messenger RNA from Chelonus insularis, 1106 nucleotides. RefSeq names its product Enoyl-CoA hydratase, short chain 1 (gene Echs1). NCBI's taxonomy places the organism in Eukaryota, Metazoa, Arthropoda, Insecta, Hymenoptera, Braconidae. Bases 95 to 982 code for a protein of 295 amino acids. The transcript has 6 exons. Gene Ontology annotation, molecular function: enoyl-CoA hydratase activity. Gene Ontology annotation, cellular component: mitochondrion. The record is from RefSeq and is a predicted model, not a curated record. Gene Ontology annotation, biological process: fatty acid beta-oxidation.
UAUCAUGUAGAGUAGUUACUCUUUAUCAAAACUGUUGAAAUUAGCAUUCACUGUGCUACUCAAUUUUCAGUACACAUAUUGAUAAGGAUCCAUCAUGACUCCUUCACACUUCUCUCGUAUUUUAAUCUCUAAAUUGCCUAAAAUCAUACCAAAAUCAACUAUCAAUUUUACAUCAACUAUCAAAUAUUAUUCUACCCCUUCUACAUAUCAGUUUAUAAAAGUAGAAAAGUCUGGAGAAAAAAAGAAUGUUGGGGUAAUUACAUUAGAUCGACCUAAAGCAUUGAAUGCUUUGUGUCAGGACUUAGUUACUGAGUUGAAUGAAGCUAUUCAAAAAUUUGAUUCAGAUAAUUCAGUCGGGGCUAUUGUACUCACCGGAAAUGAACGAGCUUUCGCGGCAGGUGCUGAUAUUAAAGAAAUGGCAGACAAUACAUUUUCGAAAAAUAUUACUAGUGCAUUUUUAGAACAUUGGUCUGGAGUUGCGAAAGCUAGAAAACCAGUUAUUGCAGCUGUCAAUGGUUAUGCUUUAGGAGGAGGUUGCGAAAUUGCAAUGAUGUGUGAUAUUAUUUAUGCUGGUGAUAAAGCUAAAUUUGGUCAACCAGAAAUUGCAAUUGGUACAAUCCCAGGUGCUGGUGGUACUCAACGACUCACCAGAGCUAUUGGCAAAAGUAAAGCUAUGGAAAUGGUACUCACGGGAAAUCAAAUAACAGCUGAAGAAGCAGAAAAAGCUGGUUUGGUCAGCAAAGUCUUUCCCGCUGAUAAAGUUGUAGCGGAAGCAGUAAAACUCGGUGAAAAAAUAGCUUCACACUCCCAAUUAACUGUUACUUUAGCUAAAGAAGCUGUAAACAAAGCGUACGAAAUGACUCUCCAAGAGGGACUUCAUUUUGAAAAAAGAAUGUUCCAGGCAACAUUUUCAACAGAUGAUCAAAAAGAAGGCAUGAAAGCUUUUAUAGAAAAACGUCCACCUAAAUUUACCAACCAGUAAUGAUGAUAAAUAACAAUGACGGCAAUGAAUAAAUGAUCUAAUGGUUUUUGUAAAUAUAUAAUAUCUAUAAUCAAGUAUUGUAAUAUUUUUAUAUGCCAUUUAUUACCUCAUUUUUAAUAAAAUA